Molecule: messenger RNA, 1047 nt
Organism: Coniophora puteana RWD-64-598 SS2
Lineage: Eukaryota; Fungi; Basidiomycota; Agaricomycetes; Boletales; Coniophoraceae
Exons: 5
Coding region: 1-1047 (348 amino acids)
Cellular component (GO): cytosol
Source: RefSeq, a predicted model, not a curated record
AUGUCUACCAAGCAGCACUUCUGCAAAGUUCCUAAAUCCACUACCUACCUUCGCGAUUUCCCCCAACUCUCUAAGCUCCCCUUCCCCCACAUUCCACAGAUUGCCUUCAUAAAUUGCGACGACACUAAGCCCGAGUUUGUUAAUAAAUUUGGGACUGUCUCCGACGUCUUCUACAACCUACUCAAGAACUACCUUCAAUCGCUGCUGCAUCCGCGUCCGGCGUGCGAAUGGUUCUCCAACGACGGCUGGUUCGAUUGGCACUGCUUCGACGCGCAGAAAGGACAGCUGCCGAUUCUUGACGGAACGGCUAGAUAUGACUGUAUCAUCGUCGGGGGAUCUUCAUCAUGUGUAAACGACAGUGACGAGUGGAUAUGCAACCUCUCUAACCUCAUAUACGAGGCAGCGCUGAUGCACUCGGACAUCAAGCUCAUUGGUGUAUGUUUCGGACAUCAGCUUAUCUGCAAGGUUCUAUACUCGCAUGUGCGCGUUGUUAAAGGGCCGUGGGAGGUAGGACCUUAUACAAUCAAGUUGAAUCAAGCCGGCUCCUUGCUCUUCGGUGGUGUUAAUACCCUCAACCUCAACAUGCUCCACGCUGACUCUGUUUGCUCAGAAUCCUAUGAAACGAGACUACGUCACAGUGUCAUCGGUGAAUUCAGAGGCGCGAAUGCCAGCCCCGCAUGCUUUCUUCACUCAGACAGAUCCCCCGUUUCUCAGCCUAUCACCUGGGGCAACACCGUGUGUACCGAGGCUACAACGUGCCAAGGUACUGUCGUAUUCGAUUCCGACUUGGGUGCCAUUGGGAACGCAGAUGGAGUACGCGUUCGUGUGUUCACAAUGCAGGGACAUCCCGAAACGACAGAAUCAAUGGCGGAGUUGCUUCUCGAGUUGUUCACUCGCCCUGGAGAAGAUAAAGAGGCCAUUCCGGAGUGUGUCGCGGAGGAGGCAAGGAAGAGAAUGGCCUGUUCUAGUGGCGUUCUUGAUUUAGAUAGGGUGGCGGGAACUAUAUGGGCUGUCGCGAGCGGGGCUAGGUUCCCAACUUUUGACUGA